AUGGACUUCACUUGGGAUUCACUGAGCACAUCCAAAGCUUUGGUGUUACUUCUACUGCACUAUUCUAUCAUUGUGGUGGCCUACCGCUUAUUUUUUUCACCGCUGAGAAACAUUCCCGGCCCGAAACUUGCCGCAAUAACAUUUUUGUACGAAUUCUACUACGAUGCCAUCUGUCGUGGGCGCUUUCUGUGGAAAAUCCAGGACUUGCAUGCCAAGUAUGGUCCCAUAGUCAGGAUCAACCCUCGCGAAGUUCAUAUCAACGACAUCACAUUUUACGACGAGAUCUACGCCAGUGGACCACAUCGACCUCGGAAUAAGAUUCGGUUCAUGGCCACCCAGGAUGAGAGCAUGUUUGACACCUAUAGCGCCGAAAGACAUCGGAUUCGCAGAUCGGCGCUGUCUGGAUCAUUCUCUAAGCAAUCAAUCCGUGCUCUGGAACCUCUCAUCGUUCAGACUAUCAAUCAAUUGGCUGGUCGAAUGAGUGGCCUUGCUGAUUCUGGGGCGGUCAUGGACUUCAAAGAGCUCUAUAGUGGCCUCACCAUGGACGUCAUCGGCCAGUACUGUUUCGGCGAGAGCAUGGACAACCUCAAACAAGACAAGUUCGGCAAAGAGUUUCUUGACUUUUUCCAUGAGAUGCCGCAAGGUCACCCCAUUGGCCGCAUGUUUCCUUGGCUCUUCGACUUGAUCCAGAAAAUUCCCAUCAGUGUCCUAGCAAAGAUCGAUCCUAAGCUUCAGCCUCUUGCAGACUAUGACAAGAAGAUCUCUGGGCAGAUCACGGAGGUCCUUGCCAAAGACAAGCCCGAUACGAUACGAACAGUUUUCCAUGAGAUGAGAGACAGCAAACAACUGCCGGAGUCUGACAAGACUCUCGAGCGCUUUAAAGCCGAAGCGGCGAUCUUUUUAGGUGCCGGCACGGAAACCACUGCCGCGGCCUUGACGGUCUUGAGCUAUUAUCUCACGGAGAACCCGGCUAUGCUUAAGACCCUCCGAGCUGAGCUCAAGUCUGUGAGCCCACCUUUCACUGUGGCAAAAUUGGAGCCUCUCCCAUAUCUGACUGGUGUCAUACAAGAGGGCAUAAGACUGUCUUAUGGAGUACCGGGUCGUCUUCCGCGGUAUGCUCCUACCGAAGACCUAAUGUACUCUGGCUACAGGCUACCGCGAGGUACCGUUAUGAGCUCUUCCUCAUACCUUCUUCAUACGAACAAAGCGCACUGGAACAACGCAGACCAAUUCAACCCCCAACGUUGGAUCGAUGAUAAAACGAGGCUCAUGCGCAAUUUCGUGCCUUUUGCGCGAGGCAGCCGGCAAUGUAUUGGUGUGAACCUUGCCUAUGCCGAGCUGUAUCUCACUGUUGCCACGAUAUUCUCUAGGUUUGACUUCGAACUUUAUCAGACUACACGGCGUGACGUUGAGCUUGCGCAUGAUUUCUUUGUCGGAAUGCCUCCGCUAGAUUCGGAAGGGAUAAGAGCUCGCGUCUUCGAGCAAUUGUAA
Molecule: messenger RNA, 1491 nt
Organism: Colletotrichum costaricense
Lineage: Eukaryota; Fungi; Ascomycota; Sordariomycetes; Glomerellales; Glomerellaceae
Exons: 3
Coding region: 1-1491 (496 amino acids)
Molecular function (GO): heme binding; monooxygenase activity; oxidoreductase activity, acting on paired donors, with incorporation or reduction of molecular oxygen
Source: RefSeq, a predicted model, not a curated record